AUGAACGACGAGCUUGUAACAUCUCGCUGGAGCGACAGCUCAGAAGAAUCUCUACAAAGACGACCAAGUCUGUGGAGGCGAGGGACGACAGAACGCACCACGCCACAAGCUGAGAAAGGAAAGGUCCCCCUACAUCGUCGCAUAGCCAAGGCCCUGGGCCUCAAAAGAGACUCGAAGGACAAAGUCGACCCCAACGACUCCAACAUUACGGGGAUAGUCUCAAAUCCAGCAGCAGACUUCGACGCUCUUGGCCGACCAAUACGGUACCCGCUUUCGCAGCAAUACAAAGAACCCGAAGAACCCGAAGAACUGGCCCUCCGGAUCAAGAGCCAAGAGCAGCUCAUCGCAACACACCGCAUCUUUCGAGGUCCAGUCCCACGACAACCAGCCCCAGGAGUCGACCCUCGCACCGCCGACGAAGACGCGGUGGCGCUCAGGGGAACCCUUGAGCUCGCCUUCCUAGCACCGUGCGAGAAGAAAGUCCUCUUCCUGCUGCGUCGUAGCCAGCGGGUUUCGCGCUUCAGGCCGCUGUUGGAGCCGCAGAAUGAACUCUUGUUAGUCAAUACGCUGGACUAUGACAACAUACUCGCAGCGCAGACGCUGGUGAGAGAGCUGCCGGACGAUGAGAGACAGUUGAUGUGGUCGAAUUUGCAUGGGCAGUUGCUGGCGCACCAGUCGUAUAUCUUGAGGUUGGUGUUGUUCCACCCUGAAAUCAGGAUUACGACACAUACUAGAGGUAGUGGUGUGGAAUCCCCCGAGCCGUUCGACAGGCCUGAGACAACCCAGUUCUUCAAUCAAGUACAGAUCCUCACCAAGACAGAUUCCCGAAAGAUCCGGUGGGGUCUUACGGCUACAGCGAGUCCCAACAAUGGUGCUCUUGUCAAGCGGGAACAAUCAGCACCUCGAUUGCGUCUUCGCGGUGGAGGAGACACAUCAUGGCGAAGCUUACGAACUUACCACGACCACCUCCGGUCCUCGCGAUCGGUGCGGCGCAUUGAAGAUGAAGAACGAGCGCCUACGAUCCUGUGGUGGCUUGCAGGCGGGAACAAUCGCCGCGGCCGCAGGAUCCCAACAGGAAGUGAGCUGCGAGCACGCCGCGCAGCUGAGAAGGAGAACAUGCAAUCGGUAGGCUUCUUCGGUACUGUCCGUGGCGUGAGGAGCCGAAAGGCACCGGCAACAAAAGCUGUUGCCGGCGAGACUAGCAAAGAGGAGCCCGAUGAUACUGCUGAAGCGCCGGCUCCAGACGCUGCCGAAGAGGUUGAUGAACCGAAAACGAGCCCUGCGGAGGCUUGGAGCGGAGCAGAUGACGCCAAUUCUGUUGCCGCCGAAGCUCCGGAGCCCAUAGAUGCGGCGGUCGUUUCAUCCAAGGCUGAAAGCGAGGUUGGUGCUACAGAGGUAGCCAAGCCGCCUCCUAACGGCUCAGAUCAUGGUGAAGAUGUUGGAGAAGGAGCUGGUGACACCCCAACCGGAGUCAGUGGCGGCGAUGAAUCUGCUACGGGCUGA
Fulvia fulva is the source of this 1503-nucleotide messenger RNA. RefSeq lists its product as uncharacterized. The transcript has 3 exons. Lineage: Eukaryota; Fungi; Ascomycota; Dothideomycetes; Mycosphaerellales; Mycosphaerellaceae. The coding region runs from base 1 to 1503 and encodes 500 amino acids. The record is from RefSeq and is a predicted model, not a curated record.